UAUAAAGACUGCCUGGUCGAUUUUCUCGUCAUCAUUUGGCACCGGACACUCUUGGCGGUACGAUCAGCAUCGGCAGAAUGUCGAGACUCGCGAUCCUCUUGCCCGUUGCGCUGUUCGUUGCGAUUACAGUCGCGUUACCGGCGGCUCCACCGGAAUCCCAAGAUCUUCAAAGAGUAAUAAGAGCAGCCGCACCGGAACCUGCACGUCUUAAACGUCAAUACGGCGGUGGUUACGGCGGUGGUUUCGGCGGUGGUUACGGUGGUGGUUUCGGCGGCCCAUCGCGUUAUCCGGGUUUCAUCGGAGGGCACCGAGGAUUCGGAGGUGGUUGCAGAUCACAUGGAGGACCAUGCGGCGGCGGUCCAUCGCAUUAUCCAGGUCUCAUCGGAGGUUCCUUCGCCAAUAGUGGAGCCAAUGCCGGUUCGAUAAACACACCCUUCGGCGGUGGUUCCUUUUCCUCCUCGUUUGCUAAUGCUGGUUCCCGUUAUGGACGAUGAACGACUUAA
Pogonomyrmex barbatus (red harvester ant) is the source of this 503-nucleotide messenger RNA. RefSeq lists its product as uncharacterized. The record is from RefSeq and is a predicted model, not a curated record. Lineage: Eukaryota; Metazoa; Arthropoda; Insecta; Hymenoptera; Formicidae.